AUGGAUAUUGAUCAAAUAGGUAACGGAGAAAUUUAUAAAUCAUCAGUUUUAUCUGAUAUCGUGCCAUCAUCAACGACAGCAAUUGCACAUUUGAUUAAUAAUCCAAUUGAUGAAUGCCAGAUUACUCCAUUACUAUCCUCGUCAACUCGUGAUAGUGGGUGUUAUUCAUCUACAGCAGCAGAAGAAUGGUAUUUAAUGCAACCACACCUGUCAAUGACAAAUAACAAUAAAAAUAAUCAAAAACAAAAUGACAAACAAAGAAAAUCAUCAACACGCCUAGAACGUUAUAAUUCUAGUCGUUGUUCAUCAGAAAGUGAACCAUAUGAUAAAAUAAUAAUAAAUGUUAGUGGCUUACGUUUUGAAAGUCGUGCAUCAACUUUACAACGUUUUCCACGUACAUUACUUGGUGAUAAACUACGACGUGCUGAUUAUUUCGAUUAUAUGAAUAAUGAAUAUUUUUUUGAACGACAUCGUUCAUCAUUCGAAGCUAUUCUUUAUUUUUAUCAAAGUGGUGGACGUUUAACACGACCAGAAAGUAUUUCGGCAGAAAUUUUCUUGGAAGAAAUUAAAUUUUUCGAUCUUGGCGAUGAAGUUCUUAAACGAUAUCGUAAACAAGAAGGUUAUGUUGAAGAAAUUCCUGUUGAAAGACCUGUCAAUCAUAUACAACGUAAAGUAUGGGAAGCUUUUGAAUGUCCUGAAUCAUCAAAUGUGGCACGCGUCAUUGCAAUUAUAUCAAUUGUUAUGAUUAUUGUAUCAAUAGCAUCAUUUAUCAUUGAAACACUUCCAUCAAUACGUAAUGAAAUGACAGCACCAUCCAUAACAGUAAUGAAUAAUAUAACCAAUGAACAAGAAAUUCUACCGGGCGGUGAAACAAAAAUGUUUUGGCUAUUUUUUAUUAUUGAAACAAUAUGUGUAACAUGGUUUUGUUUAGAACUGAUAUGUCGAUUUUUUGUAGCACCGUCCAAAUUUGCUUUUAUUAAAAAUGGACCGAAUAUUAUUGAUGUUGUAUCUAUAAUACCAUAUUUUUUACAAUUAAUUGGUUUAAUCUAUCAGAACAAAGAUAGUGGAGUAUCAGGCUUUUCAUCGACAUUAACAGUGUUAAGAAUUAUACGACUUGUACGUGUCUUUAGAAUAUUUAAAUUAUCAAGACAUUUCAAGGGUUUACAAGUGCUUGCCUUAACCUUUUUAGCAUCAUGGAAAGAAUUACUGCUAUUAAUGUUUUUUCUUUUUAUUAUUGUUGUUGUUUUCUCAUCGUUUAUGUAUUUUGUUGAAGCUGAUUAUACACAUGUAACACCAUUAAAACCUUCACCUUCUACAUUAACAACAUCAUCAGUAACAACAGUAUCAUAUCUACCAUCAUCUAUGAGUAGUCUUUCAGAUGUUGAUGUAAAUCAACCUACAACAACACAAAGUACAAAUCAAUUUUUAUCCAUACCUCAUUCAUUUUGGUUUGCAAUUAUUACAAUGACAACUGUAGGUUAUGGUGAUUAUGUACCAAGAACAAAUUUAGGUAAAGUUAUCGGUGCAAUAUGUGCAUUAACCGGUGUAUUAACAAUUGCAUUACCUGUACCUAUAAUAGUAUCUAAUUUUACAUAUUUUUAUCAACGACAAUUGGAAGAUACUGAACGACAGUAUCAAGCAAGUCAACGAGCACAAGCAGGUCAACAAGAUCAUGAUAAAAGUCAAUUUGGUGUAAAUAAUGACAAAGAUCAUGGUCCUGAAUAUAAUGAAUGGGAGACAAUACUCAAUGAACCUGAUUAUUCUGACUAUCGUGACAUAACACAUGCUGUUACAAAACGUUUAGUACGUAAUGCUUAUUUUAAAGCAUUUCGUGGUUCAAAAAAAAUGUCUCCAGCUAUGCGCUAUCAAAAUUUAUCACCAUCCUCACCACCACAUCAAGUAUCGCAUAGAAUUUAUCAAGCUAAUGAUGAUAGAAAUGGUUCUCGACAUCAAGGAAGUCAAGUUUCUGCUGAUAGUUGUCUGUCAACAUCAAUUGAAUUUUCUUAUCAUCUUGUUAAAGAUACAUCAUCACCAACAUCAUUUUCUAUUGAUACACGUAAUGGUCGAAUAACUGUAACAAGAGAAUUAGAUCGAGAAAUUCAAUCAUUCUAUAAAUUUUAUGUUGAGUCAUUUAAUCAUAAAAAUCAUCAAACAAGUCAAACUGAAGUUCAUAUAAAUAUACUUGAUGAAAAUGAUCAUUAUCCAAUAUUUGAUAAUUCAUUAAAUAAUGCUCGUGAACAAUACAUUUAUAUAAAUAAAUCUUUAUCAUUAUCACGUCGUCAUGAAACCGAUCAAACAACAAAUAAUAUAUUUAUUGCACGUAUAUAUGCAACUGAUGAAGAUGAUGGUUCAAAUGGUGUUGUUAAUUAUUAUUUUACAAAUAAUGAUAAUUAUGCUUUUUUUCAUUUAUAUUCAAAUGGUUCAAUUGUACUUUAUAAUCAAAAUAAUCUUCAAUUACCAUAUCGUCUUGAGAUUUGUGCACGCGAUCAAGGUAAUCCAAAACCACAAAAUUCAAAAGAUAGUAUUGUUAUAUAUAUAUGUGAUGGUUUAAAACGAGAGGAAUGUCCAUCAGAUGAAUCUUAUCAACAACAUCAAGAAUGGUUAUAUUCUUAUGAUAAUAAUAAUAAUAAUCAAUAUAAAACAAAUCCUUCAACAACAAAUUUUUAUCUUGGAUCAGUAUUUAUAAUGAUAUCAAUACUUUUAUGUAUUGUUAUUAUUAUUUUUUGUAUUGUUUGGAAUUUAAUUAUUAGAAGACAUUUAAAAAGUAAACAUGAACAAAUGCAUAAUAAUGGUUUAAAAUCACCAACUGAAUCAUAUAAUUGUCGAAUGGAAGCACGAAAAAAUCUACUUGUUUCGGAUAGCCUUUGUGAUUCAUCGCCAAUAAUUGAUGGUAAUCAUCGUUUAAAAUCUGUAGCUGUAUAA
Messenger RNA from Adineta steineri, 2922 nucleotides. NCBI's taxonomy places the organism in Eukaryota, Metazoa, Rotifera, Eurotatoria, Adinetida, Adinetidae. The record is from the annotation of a GenBank genome assembly.